AUGCCUCAGAAUCCGAUUGUUCUUUGUCACGGAUUUUCGGGUUUUGACAGUUUGAUUGCAUUACCAACAGUACAGCUAUUCCACUGGGCACAGAAAAGUCCAACUACGACUCAGCAUAUUGCUCAGGAGGCAACCACCAAAAUAGAGGUAUUUGAAUAUUGGCACGGAAUUCGAAGAGAGCUGUUAUCCAGAGGUUGCAGAGUAUUGGCAGCAAAAGUGCCACCAUUUGCUACCAUUGAGACCAGGUCUGAAAUUCUGAACAAGUUCAUUCAACAAAAAGUUGAAGCCCGGUUUCCUAAUGCAUCCGAACCAGUCAAAGUCAAUCUGAUAGCCCAUUCAAUGGGAGGUUUGGAUUGCCGUUACUUGAUAUCUGCAUUUGAGCAGAGAAACUUUCAGGUGGUCUCUCUAACUACAGUCUCGACACCUCACAGGGGAUCGUACGCAGCAAAUCGGAUAAUUGAGUUGUUUCCCUUCAAAGUGAUCGAUACAGUGUUUCCAUCCAUCAGAGAACUGACUUUAGAGAAUUGUGCAAGACUGAACAAAGAAAUACAAGAUGAUCCUAACGUGAAAUACUUUAGCUAUGGUGCGUCUUUCAAACCAAACAUAUUCAAUGUGUUCUACCCUACGUGGAAAAUGGUCUACCCCAAGGAGGGUCCUAACGAUGGUCUUGUAAGUUUAGAAAGUGCACAAUGGGGUGAUUAUUUGGGACAUAUGGAAAAUGUCGAUCAUUUGGAUUUGAUUAAUUGGAUGAAUCUAUCUAAAAGAGUUAAAAAUCUGGCAGGAAUUGGCACAUUCAAUCCAAUUGCAUUGUAUCUUGAUAUAGCAGAUAACCUGGCCAAACAGGGACUAUGA
Ogataea philodendri is the source of this 852-nucleotide messenger RNA. RefSeq lists its product as uncharacterized. Bases 1 to 852 code for a protein of 283 amino acids. Gene Ontology annotation, molecular function: triacylglycerol lipase activity. The transcript has a single exon. The record is from RefSeq and is a predicted model, not a curated record. Lineage: Eukaryota; Fungi; Ascomycota; Pichiomycetes; Pichiales; Pichiaceae.